GGCGCAUCGAUCGCUCUGUGGCUGCUGUGGCUGCCAAAAGGCGUGCGCGUCGCGUCGCGAUCAGCUGAUAUUUAAUUUUGCGACUUUACAGCUAUGUUGCUUGCGAACCGUGGCCGUGAAUGCGCGACGAAGCAUACCUAGGUUAGCGGUUCUGUUAAGUUCACCUUCACUGUUUUCAAGAAGAUAUGCUCUACCUAAGCACAAGCCUGAGUGGUGCGGGAGACAUGAAGAUCACCGUCAUAAGUAACACUGGCAUGGAGUGGACUGUCGAUAUUUUGCCCGAAUACACCGUCGAGAAGCUCAAGCAGAUGUCGCUCAGCCAUUUCUGCAACCCAUUGGACUGUAUAAAGCUCUCAGAAUACUACAAACUAGUGUCGGUGUCUCAGGCAAGACCUCUUUCCGAUCACAGUUCGGUCCGGGAGGAAAAAGUUUCGGACGGUGAUGAGGUGCUCCUACUGAAAAGAAAUUCUGUUUUCCCUUCCAAGUCAGACAAACCAACGGAGAAACUGGGCCCCCCUGAUAAAGCCACCAUAGAAUCUGCUACCGCGAACGUCGAACCCAUGAAUUUCGGCAGGCCAGCUGUGGACGUUUCUCAAGUUCUAGAUUUUCAUACCGAAUUGAGGAGGAUACUGGUCUCACUUGUGGAGUUAUCCGAAAAGUUGCUUCGUCAUCAUCCAGACGUUAAAAACAUCUUCAAGAACUUGCCAAGCAAACUCACCCAACCUAGUAGUGAUGACAGUGAUCUGAAUGCUCUGAAGAAAUUGACAGACAUGGGAUUUGAGGAGCAACUAUCUCUUCAAGCCCUGAAGGAGAACAAAAUGUGCCCGAGGCUUGCUAUGGAGUCACUCCUUGCUAAAGGAUGCAAGCGAGAAGGUGAACAAACCUCGGAUUCUGGCUUAAAGCCAUCAAAUACCGGCGUACAGGGAAACUUUGGCAACAGUGAAAAAGAUGGUCCUUCAUGUGGUGCUACCAGGAAUGCAGAAGAGAGCAGUCGUGAAGGCAUUGUUCACGCAAUGCUAGAAUGCUUUCAAGAGUACAAACGAAAAGAUUUCAAGCCAAACAGGAAGGCAAUGAUCACUCUCAAAGAGAUGGGGUUUCCUGAAACUGCCAUUCUGGAUGCACUCCGGAUUCACAGCAACAGCCAAGAAGCCGCAUGCGAGUGGCUGCUUGGGGACCGGCGUCCCAAGCCAGCGGACCUGCAGGCGGGCCUCGACAGGGACAGCGCCAUCUACCGGUCCAUCACCACCAACCCAGUGGUGCAGCUGGGCCUGUGUUCACCCAAGACACUUCUAGCACUUCUACAGAUGUUGGAGAACCCUGGUUGCGCCUCCCGUUGGCUGAACGACUCGGACACUGCACCUAUCCUGAGCCAGAUUUUCCGCAUCUACCACGCAGAGAAGCACUCCGUGCAGCUGGUCAGGCCUGCGGUACCGUGAGAGCCGGCCAGUCAGAGUUUAUUAGCAACUGCAGUUGGUGAUGGUAAGUUACAAAGGAAGAGUAAGCAUACGAGACAAAAAAUACAACACGGGCGUCUCUUUCAAAUGCGCGUGUCAAUGCAUUUGUCCUGCAUGUUUACUCCUCCUUUGUAACUUACAGUGAGAGCUUGCACCAGCGUGUCGUCCACAACGAAUGAGCACCUUGUUUGGGUUCUGAAAGCUGGUGCACACACGCAAAAUUUACAGCUUUGUUCUCCUAGAAAAUAGUUGUUGCUGCUAGUAAGGAAUAACAAAGGAACGGGUGUGAAGAGGCAGUCAAGAAAGUUAUAAGAUUUAAUGGUGGAAUGCUGCAGCGAAUGGUCUCUUCAGAGGGUCUGACUAGGUUCCUUUCAGAAAGGAACUUCACAGUUACAAACCAAUGCACCAAAGAGAGCAAUCAUAGUAUCGGCGGUGACAAAGCCUGACAGAUUGUUCAUACUAAACCUUUGCACUGUGAAAGAACAGGACAUAAUGCUGGAAAGAGCAUGAUUUGAGUGACAUGCUGUCGGCAGCAUGGAUGUAAGUGCCCCUUGGGCCUUAUCCCACUAGGCAGACAAACUAAAAAUAUUGCUCGCAAACAUCUGAAACAUGCCUUGCUGGCAGUCUUUUGUUACAUUCUUUUAAGAAGCGUUACUGCAGAAGAGUGCUUGGGUUGCCGAAAUUCUGCUCUUCUUAUGUCGUCGGACAAAAUUUUCAGUGUUUUUUUUUUGCAAGGCUAUGUGGCAACGGAUUAUCCAUUUGAGGAGCCACGCAGAUAGCACAAACCGCCUGGUACACCUUUGUGCCAGAGAACUUCUUUAUGGUAUAGCAAUUUUUUUUUCAGCAUUUCAUUGUGGCAAGUUUUGAAAUGUUAAGAUGAAGAGACGUGUCAGUUUCAUGGGUCUUCGAAAGCAUUGCUGUGCUGGGAACACCAGUUCCCAAACUUACGAAAAAAUACCUUAACUUCUUGAACAUUCACUGCAAUUGAAAGCACAUUUUUUAGAAGGUUUCUGAAUCUGCUUCGAAGUGUGCUGUGUGGCAUAAGUUAAUCGCUGUAAGCUUUAUCACUUUCGCAUAAAACAUUUUUGUAGGUAGACCGCUAUUCAAUGUCCACAGAAUUUCGGCUCAAUAUCUUUGGAAUCAAAUACUAUUGAAAUUAUUUCUGCAAGUUGUAAGUUUGGAGGCACCUUCGGGUACUUUCAGAACACUCAGACCUGUCAGAUGGUUUUGUGUUUUUAUCUACUUUUAGUGUUCCUUUAGAAGUCAUGCAGUUGGGAGGGAUUAUAAGCGUUCUAUAGCUAGUAAAAGAUGUAGGUUCCUAAAGGUUCAAAAGGUUUGGUUUUUGUUGUUAUUUUUAUUUUCCUCAAAACUUUUGUCUUUGUAUUAACAUGAUCAGCUUCCAGCUUAGAAUUCUAGUAAUCUAUUUCCUAUAAAAAAAAAAAAAAAAAAAAUCUCUGUCUCUACAAGGUAUCUUAGUGCAUGUAAGUCUGUGAUUGAAUCACCCAUACACUAAUUUUUUUUUAAAUGGGAGCUGCUCAAAAAAAUAGUAAAGGGGGAGCUUUUACUUAACACUUUUUCCAAAUCGAGAUAUCUUCUGCGACCUGCAAGUUAGUAAAGGCUAUUUGUGUGUGUGUGCACCAGUUUUUGGAGCACCGUGUAAUUGCAAAUAAGAGCAAUGACAGAAAAAGAAGAGUUGACUCAGAACAUGCUGAAGAUGUAUUUUAAUGGUUACCUUGAGGAGAUAUCUAAUGCCUAGUUUUAUACAAGAGUGGUGUCUUUUGUUUUUUUCUCAUUCACCUGUUUUGUACACCGUCAAGCAAGUAAUAAUGCAGCAGCAGCACCUGAAGUUGCAACAAACUAAUGUUACAGCAAACACCGUCUUGCCAACUGCCAAUACUUCAUAUACUGGUUUGCCAAUCCACCCACAACCAGCUGCUGACAUAGCAAACGAAACUGCAAAAGAAAUGUCUUUGCUAUCACGCUGUCUCGGACGCAUUCAUUCAAUUUGUUUAGGGGCACAUUAGACGUAUCUGGCAAAUUUACUUGAGAGAAUGUCGAGAAAUGUGUAUGUUGGACGUAUCCAGUCGAUUUCCACAGAAACGCCAACCUAACAUAGCCUAAUUGGUCUAUGCACAACAUGCGGCUCUGACGUCAUGUGGCUGCAGUGGCACCGUUGUCGACACGGCACAUUCACAGGCACGCAAAUCUGGUUUCUGCUCACACGCAGUGUCCUUAGUGUGGGCAAACGUGGACUUGAGUGUGAACGGCACGU
Molecule: messenger RNA, 3726 nt
Organism: Ixodes scapularis (black-legged tick)
Lineage: Eukaryota; Metazoa; Arthropoda; Arachnida; Ixodida; Ixodidae
Gene: Kpc2
Product: ubiquitin-associated domain-containing protein 1
Exons: 10
Coding region: 186-1436 (416 amino acids)
Molecular function (GO): protein binding
Source: RefSeq, a predicted model, not a curated record